Nerophis ophidion (straightnose pipefish) is the source of this 2042-nucleotide messenger RNA. It is a transcript of the gene parapinopsina, whose product is annotated as parapinopsin a. The record is from RefSeq and is a predicted model, not a curated record. Gene Ontology annotation, cellular component: photoreceptor outer segment; membrane. Lineage: Eukaryota; Metazoa; Chordata; Actinopteri; Syngnathiformes; Syngnathidae. The transcript is spliced from 5 exons. The coding region runs from base 16 to 960 and encodes 314 amino acids. Gene Ontology annotation, biological process: G protein-coupled receptor signaling pathway; visual perception. Gene Ontology annotation, molecular function: G protein-coupled receptor activity.
ACACUGGCCGUCAUCAUGGGCGUCUUCUCCGUCAUGGGGGUCGCCCUCAACAUAAUGGUGAUUGUUGUGACCGUGAGACACAAACAGCUGAGGCAGCCGCUCAGCUACGCUUUGGUCAAUCUGGCCGUGUGUGACCUGGGUUGUGCACUCUUUGGAGGGCUGCCCACUACGGUGACCACUGCCAUGAGACACACCAACUUUGGGCGCGUGGGAUGCGGGUUAGAGGGCUUUGCCGUGUCCUUUUUUGGAAUAGCAAGUCUGUGCACAAUAGGAGUCAUCUCAGUGGAGCGCUACAUGGUGGUCUGCUAUCCUAUGGGGGCUGUCCUCUUCCAAACCAGGCAUGCCAUCGCUGGAGUGGUGUUGUCGUGGGUGUGGUCCUUUGUGUGGAACACGCCGCCUCUGUUUGGUUGGGGCAGUUACGAGCCGGAGGGCAUCAAAACCUCCUGCGCCCCCAGUUGGAACAGCAGGGAUGCAGGCAACAUGUCCUACAUAAUGAUGUACUUCUCUCUCUGCUUUGCCUUGCCCUUCUCCAUCAUCAUGGUGUCCUACGCCCGCCUCUUGUGGACACUCAGGCGGGUAAGCAAGUUGCAGUUAUCCGAAGCCGCCAGCACACACCGCAUGGAGGCGCAGGUGACACGUAUGGUGGUUGCCAUGGUGUUGGCCUUCCUGGUGACCUGGCUGCCGUAUGCAAGCAUGGCUCUGGCUGUCAUCAUAGACUCCCAACUACAAAUUGACCCACUGACUGCAACCAUACCGGUUUACUUGGCUAAAAGCAGCACCAUCUACAACCCUAUUAUUUACGUUUUCAUGAACCGACAGUUCCGAAAAUAUGCCGUACCCACUAUCCUGUGUGGAUGGAACCCCUGGGCCUCAACAGUAGAACUAUCUGAAGGCGAGACAACCGCUGCUUCGGUGAACAGAAACCAAAAGGUGUUAGCCAAGGAAUGUCUAGGAGAAUAAAAACUCACCGUGCCUUCCUGUUUAACACACGCUGUGCAUAGGGUCUCGUUUAGCGUGAAGAAGCGCAUGUAAAAUGUCAUUUCAUGAAUGACAUUAGUUUGAAAUUUUGCCUAUUCCUAGCCCUUUCCUGUUCCUUCACUGAUAAGGGUACAACUCAUUGCAGAAAUGAUAGAAUCCCCAGACUUGGAGGAUGUUCAUUCUGUUGUUUAAUUGUGUAGAGAAAAAACAGAUAACGGAUAACAGACAUGACAGAAACUAAAAGAGAAGCAACGAGCAAUUUGCAGUCAUGUUGUUGUUAUGACAGAACAGUGGUUCUCAACCUUUUUUCAGUGAUGUACCCCCUGUGAACAUUUCUUUAAUUCAAGUACCCCCUAAUCAGAGCAAAGCAUUUUUGGUUGCAAAAAAUAGAUCAAUAAGUAAAAUACAGCACUAUGUCAUCAGUUUCUGAUUUAUUCAAUUGUAUAACAGUGCAAAAUAUUGCUCAUUUGUAGAUUGCAAAACACACUUUAACAACAAGAGUUUUGAUCUGAUUGGCUAUCGCAACUAUCAACUCUAUGUGUUCUCAAAUUGAUCCACUCACCGUCCUGAUGAAUAUCCAAAGACAGGACGCGUAAAUGUCACGUUCAACGUGAGGCCAUCUAGAAGGCCUUAUUGACAACAACGCGUGAUCUGAUUGGCUAUCACAACUGUCUAUCAACUGUAUGUCCCCGUUCACUUACAGUGCACGGACGCCUGCAUUGUUGAUUCUGAAGGCCCUAGGCAGAUUUGGUACAGCAUGGCAACAUAAGCUAGCUGAAUUCUGAUUGGAUACAAACUAAAAUGAAAAACAACAGCACAGGAACGUGCUUAAUAUGACGUGAAAAUAAUAUGAAUCCUUUUAAAUAUUUCGGGAAAGUGAAUUAAAAUAUAAUUUUAUCUUUAAUUAUGAUCACGAUUUCUGUUUACAUUAGGCCAGCAGAGAGAAGGCCUUGCUGGCCCUGACGUCUCACCACUGAUUUGCAGUAGUGUAGAACAAAUUCAUUGCAUCAUACCAAAGCACUUUCAGUUCUUGGUCAAAGCAAGGUUGGAGUUGCAGAUUAAGA